Messenger RNA from Exophiala oligosperma, 711 nucleotides. RefSeq lists its product as uncharacterized. The transcript is spliced from 3 exons. Lineage: Eukaryota; Fungi; Ascomycota; Eurotiomycetes; Chaetothyriales; Herpotrichiellaceae. Bases 1 to 711 code for a protein of 236 amino acids. The record is from RefSeq and is a predicted model, not a curated record.
AUGUCUGACCAAACCCAUACCACUCCAGCUCAGCGCUCCAGGGCAGAACGAGAACUUCGGCGACACAUCGACAACAUCAGAAAUGCCAUGGCCAACAUCUUGAAAGAGAAGAAGAUUGUCGAUCGGAUGAAUGGACAUCAUUACUUCAAGUACAAGAUCACCAAAAUCCCUGAAAAGAUCUACCUCAACGAGCCGAACGGGCAGACCAAUAACCUUCUCUCCAAGUUGCCUAUUGAAGUGAUUCAUACCAUCUUCAAACUUCUUCCGUUGGACGCCGACCGAGCCGCACUUGCGCUGACCUGCAAAGCAAACGCCCAGACGUACGAGCACCUCAAGGACAAGAUGGUAACAGUGGAAGUCAACGGCAUCGAUACAAAGCAGUACUACCUUCCACGCCCACAGCGAGUUACCGAUAUCCAUCGUCUGCAAGUGCUCGUCCGCGUCAACCAGGGAUUCAUGAGACCGGCAGGAAAAUACCGGCUGUGCUACAAAUGCAACCAGCUCAUCGACACCACUCAUCCAGACAACGCAGGAGGAUGGGGAGGAGAUCGUGAGGACCCAAGUGUCGAGAAUGCUGGAGCGACCAAACGAGCGAGGGUCCGUGGUCCGCGUUGUCCUUUGUGCAGACGCGCAGAUCAACUGGAGCUCGCCAAUCACCGCGCCGAGUUCGCUCAAUUCAAGCGCAUGGUAAAGAACAUCACCAUGAAAUAG